Molecule: messenger RNA, 1988 nt
Organism: Olea europaea var. sylvestris
Lineage: Eukaryota; Viridiplantae; Streptophyta; Magnoliopsida; Lamiales; Oleaceae
Product: pyruvate kinase 1, cytosolic-like
Exons: 16
Coding region: 108-1691 (527 amino acids)
Biological process (GO): glycolytic process
Cellular component (GO): cytoplasm
Molecular function (GO): magnesium ion binding; pyruvate kinase activity; potassium ion binding
Source: RefSeq, a predicted model, not a curated record
CAACUUACCACUCAAGCUAACUUACCACAGAUUCCCUCAAUCCACGGCCACCGCCACCUCUACUUAAACUAACACUUGAGCGAUCGCUUCUUCACCAAUCGGAAAAAAUGGUUUCAAGUCACUUGCUUCUUGAAGAGCCUAUACGGAUGGCUUCAAUCCUCGAGCCAUCAAAGCCUAAUUUCUUUCCUGCGAUGACGAAGAUAGUAGGGACGCUCGGGCCGAAAUCGCGAUCCGUUGAAAUUAUUUCAAGAUGCCUUGAAGCUGGAAUGUCUGUGGCAAGGUUUGAUUUUUCGUGGGGUGAUGCUGAAUUUCACCAAGAGACUUUAGAGAAUUUGAAAGGGUGCAUCAAGAGCACAAAAAAGCUCUGUGCGGUUAUGCUGGACACUGUGGGUCCAGAGCUACAAGUUAUCAACAAAACUGAACAUCCUAUUUCACUUCAGGCGGAUUCCCUUGUUGUUCUAACUCCUGAUCUGGACAAAGAAGCCACUUCAAACUUGCUUCCCAUUAAUUUUGGUGGGUUAUCAAAGGCAGUAAAGCCGGGAGAUACUAUUUUCAUUGGUCAAUACUUGUUCUCAGGAAGUGAAACAACUUCUGUAUGGCUGGAGGUAACUGAGGUGAAAGAGGAGGAUGUGGUUUGUAUGAUUAAGAAUUCUGCCACCUUGGCUGUGUCAUUGUACACGCUACAUGUGUCUCAGAUUCGCAUUGAUCUUCCUACUCUCACUGAUAAAGAUAAGGAGGUUAUAAGCACUUGGGGAGUUCGGAACAACAUAGACUUCCUCUCACUUUCAUAUACACGACAUGCAGAGGAUGUUAGACAUGCUCGUGAGUUUCUUUCUAACUUGGGUGACCUCAGUCAAACCCAGAUUUUUGCGAAGAUCGAAAAUGUAGAGGGGUUGACCCAUUUUGAUGAGAUCCUCCAAGAAGCAGAUGGCAUCAUCCUCUCUCGUGGAAAUCUAGGGAUAGAUCUCCCCCCAGAGAAGGUAUUUUUAUUUCAAAAGGCAGCUGUUUACAAGUGCAAUAUGGCUGGGAAGCCUGCUGUGGUCACUCGUGUGGUAGACAGUAUGACUGAUAACUUGCGACCCACUCGUGCUGAGGCAACUGAUGUAGCCAAUGCUAUCUUGGAUGGCAGUGAUGCCGUUCUUUUAGGUGCAGAGACCCUCCGUGGAUUAUACCCUGUUGAUACCAUUUCAGUUGUUGGUAAAAUUUGUGCUGAGGCAGAAAAGGUUUAUAAUCAGGAUCUCUACUUCAAGAAGACUGUUAAAUAUGUGGGCGAACCUAUGACACACUUAGAAUCAAUUGCUUCCUCAGCUGUACGAGCUGCCAUCAAGGUGAAGGCAUCUGUAAUUAUCUGCUUUACGUCAUCGGGAAGAGCUGCAAGAUUAAUAGCCAAGUACAGGCCUACAAUGCCUGUAUUAUCUGUUGUCAUUCCUCGCCUAAAGACAAACCAACUCCGCUGGACCUUUAGCGGUGCUUUUGAGGCAAGGCAAUCUCUUAUAGUCCGAGGCCUUUUCCCAAUGCUUGCAGAUCCUCGACAUCCUGCUGAGCCUACAAAUGCAACAAAUGAGUCAGUAUUGAAGGUAGCUUUGGAUCAUGGCAAGGCAUCCGGUAUUAUAAAACCACAUGAUCGAGUUGUUGUUUGCCAGAAAGUUGGUGAUGCAUCCGUCGUGAAAAUCAUUGAACUUGAAGACUAGACAUACCAAUUCCACGUGCCGUAUGUUGUUCGUUCAGAAAACCUUAGUACUCAAGUCUCUUGAAACCGCUCUCUACAACGAACUCAUUAGGUGACAUGAGUUGUUGUGUACCAUGUUUCUUGUACGUAUAUCAGGACAGUAAUAUGCUUUGUACCUCUGAAGUAUUAUUCGUCUUUUCUUUGUAAUGAAUCCAGUCGUAUCGUGUGUUAAUCUAAGAGCACAGGAAUGCGGUGUGCACUUCCAACUUUAUAAUAAAAAGUCACCUAUCCCUUAGUGGAGAAUAUGGCAUUUUCUUAA